GCCACGGUAAUAGAGGAGGCGACCACUUGCCAAAUCAUUGAGCUGGGACUGAAAUGGGGGAGAAAAAAAAAGUGGACGGGUGCGGAAAGCGGGUUAGAGGGAAUGAAAGGAGGAGAGGAGGCCAAAACAACAACAGCAAGGGAUUAGGCAUCGACCGAGCAAUCAUGGAACCCAUUUAGGGCAAAGCUGUGUCAAAAAUCCCCCCCCCCCCCCCCCCAAAGAUCUGAACUGUUGGUCCGACUUGACAGAAGCUCAAAACACACAAAGAUGAAAUAAAAUAAAAGGUCUGAAAUGGCAACCCUCCUGGAAGAGAUGAUUCCCUUGCUGCUGUGAUGUUUCUCUCCUGUGGAUGUGUAAGAGGUGAGCUGACUGGAGUGACGCCUGUGGCAUAGAAUAAUAAUGAGAGAGAGAGAGGGUUGCUGGAUGAGAAGAGCAUGCGUCAGCACGGAGGCAGGAUGAACGGCCGUCAAAGAGAGACGGUGACAGCAGAGAUGAGCUGCGCAGAGCCAGACAGAGAUUGAGCGUAGACGUUGAUGAGAUGACAGAAACAGUCAGCUGGAUUUUUGGCCCUUCUUGCCACACCUUGGCUGCAUCAGCUUAAUGCUCCUUGUGACUGCAGCAGCUCCGGGAAACCACCGAGGGAAUUUCCUUGCCUUUAAAUGAAUUUGGAAUCAUCACUUUCUAGCAGCUGAUGCUUCUUCAGGACGAAAGCUACUGACAAGCGAAAAGGGCAAACUGUGGAUUGUCUUGUUAAUUUCUGCUGAGGAGGAAACAACUCCCGCCUGCUCCAACGAAAGGAACUGACACUGCUCAUUCUGCAUUGAGCUUUGUGUCUGCAGCUCGCCUCAGGUUUGCUGUUACCGCAGUGAGCAGCACCUGUAAAUGUGUGAAAUAAUGAACUCUUCAUCCGGCUGUUUUCAGCAAAUACUGCCUCAACACAAACAAAGACGAUGAAGGUGGCGAUGUGGGACGCGGUGAAGCGGCAACGGGGUUAAAUUAUUAGACAUCAUGUCAAGCCAUCUGAAAUAAUCCUGUAUAUACUGUACUGUACUUGUCUUCCUAACAACAGCAUGGACCUGGAAGCGAGCUGACUGGCUGGCUGAGUGCGUGGGUUUGCUUGCUGACUGGAGCAGUUGCUAAUUGAGGUCUUAGAGGACACGUAGCCCUGGGCAGGUACCGGCCAGGUGCUGCAGCCCCACGAUGGGGGAGACGGCAGAGUACCAGAGACUGCAGGAGACGUCCGAGUCUGACUACCAACGCCUGGCCAGCGAUGAUGAAGAGAGACUGGGUAGCAGCAUGCAGUGUGAGGAGGGGACAGAAUGGCUGCUGGAGCUGCUGAUGGAGGUGCAGCUGCAGCAGUACUUCCUGCGGAUCCGAGAUGACCUGAACGUCACACGGCUGUCACACUUCGACUACGUCAAGAAUGAAGACCUGGAGAAAAUUGGCAUGGGACGACCUGGGCAAAGACGGCUGUGGGAGGCUGUGAAAAGGAGGAAAGCCAUGUGCAAGCGCAAGUCAUGGAUGAGCAAGGUGUUUAGUGGGAAACGUCCAGAUGGAGAAUUCCCUCAGCAGGGCCAACCAGCCUCCUCGUUUCGUAAACUCUCCCCCACGCCUCCGCUUUGUCUGGGGGAGGCGGUCCUAUCCACGCAGUCCAGCGUCGGCGCUCCUCUUGACGGGCAGCAGCAGGCUCUGACCUGCCUCAUCCCAGAGAAGGACCUGACACUGUUUGAGAAGCUCGGGGACGGCUCCUUCGGUGUGGUGAAGAGGGGGGAGUGGCUGACACCUGCAGGGAAGGUGCUGAACGUAGCUGUGAAGUGCCUGAAGACAGAUGUGCUCAGCCAGCCCGACGCUCUUGAGGAUUUCAUCUGCGAGGUCAACGCCAUGCACUCCCUGGACCACCAGAACCUCAUUCGCCUCUACGGUGUGGUGCUCACUCACCCAAUGAAAAUGGUGACGGAGUUGGCUCCUCUGGGUUCCCUGCUGGAACGCUUGCGAUGCAUCCGUCCACAGGGCCCGGUGUUGAUCCACACUCUGUGUCAGUACGCUGUUCAGGUGGCCUGUGGCAUGGCGUAUCUGGAGCAGAGGAGAUUCAUCCACAGGGACCUCGCUGCCAGGAACAUCCUGCUGGCCUCAGCUCACAGAGUGAAGAUCGGCGACUUUGGCCUGAUGAGGGCGCUGCCUAAUAACCAUGAGCACUAUGUCAUGCAAGAGCAUCGCAAGGUUCCCUUUGCAUGGUGUGCCCCAGAAAGUCUGAAGACCAGAACGUUCUCCCACGCUACAGACACAUGGAUGUUUGGAGUCACGCUCUGGGAGAUGUUCACACAUGGCCAGGAGCCAUGGCUGGGUCUUAAUGGUAGCCAGAUUCUCCAUAAAAUUGAUAAAGAAGGUGAACGCCUCCCUAAACCAGAGGACUGUCCACAGGACAUCUAUAAUGUCAUGCUGCAGUGUUGGGCUCAGAAACCAGAUGACAGACCCACUUUUGUUGCCCUCCGGGAGUUCCUGCUUGAGACUAUGCCCACAGACAUGUGUGCUCUACAGGACUUUGAUGAGCCUGACAAACUCCAAAUCCAAAUAAAUGAUAUCAUCACCAUAAUAGAGGGGAGGGCCGAGAAUUACUGGUGGCGAGGUCAAAACAAACGCACCCUUAAGGUGGGUCAGUUCCCCAGGAACGUGGUGACGUCGGUCGCGGGGUUGUCGGCGCAUGACAUUAGCAGGCCGCUUAAGAACAGCUUCAUCCACACUGGCCACGGAGACUCAAACCCUCAUCGCUGCUGGGGCUUCCCUGAUAGGAUCGACGAUUUGUACCUCGGGAAUCCCAUGGACCCUCCUGAUGUUCUGGGUUUAGACCUCAGCGCUGCUCGGCCCACGCAGCUACCAGGACGAGCUAAAAAGGAGCCUCCCCCCCGCCCUCCUCAACCAGCAGUGUUAAUCAAGAAACCUUGCUAUGAUCCAGUAAAUGAAGACGAGGAUUUGACCUCUGCAGCACUGAAGAGAUUAUCGCUCAGGAAAACGGGUUCCCUCAAAGGCCUCAAGCUAAAACCUGCUGCUUGGAUCUCUGCUUCCAAACAGGGGAGUGGUAGGACUUCAGGCUCGGGCCACAACUCCAACAGUGAAGUCGCCCUCAUUGACUUUGGAGAGGAAUUCCCCCCGCCCACUCCCACCCCUUCCCCCGUGGUUGAAAUUCAGAUUCCUUUAUUGGCCAAGCUAGCUUUGGAAGCAGAGAACAUCCUGGACAAGACUCCACCUCAAAGCCCGUCCAGAUCGCUGCCCCGUCCCCUUCACCCUACACCUGUAGUGGACUGGGAUGCACGGCCUUUACCUCCACCCCCUGCAUACGAUGAUGUAGCCCAGGAUGAAGAUGACAUGGAGGUGAGCUCCAUCAACAGCUCAGAGCAACAGGUUGAAGAGGAGCAGAGUGCCGUCUAUAAUGCAGAUGAAGGUCUCUCCUGUGGACAGAAGGCUGAGGGCGAGGAUCUUGUCUCGAGGUGUCUAGACAGAGCAGGUCUGGAGGACAACCUGUUCCUCCCCAGCAAGCAGAGUCAGGGAAUGUCCACCUCCUUCUCCCAGUCUGCAGAGAUCUUCCAAGAACUCCAGCAGGAAUGCAUGAGGAGACUCAAUGUCCCGACAGGAAGUGCUCAUCAGUCAAGUUCACCAUCCCAAAGCUCAGCCCAGGAGGGACAACAGCAGAGUCUCCCAUCCUCCAGUGAGGACAAACCUCAGAUCCCCCCACGGGUCCCCAUCCCCCCUCGCCCUAUAAAGAAGGGUGACUACACAUCAGCUAGGUGGUCAAGGGACCUCUCUCUUUCUCCAAUGCCAGCUGACGCUAUGGAGGAUGCUUCAGUUGCAGGUCUGGAUCGUCCGCCCCAGAUUCCCCCCAGAGACCCUUUGUCACAGCCGGGUUCCCGGACUCCAAGUCCCAUGGGUCUGGUAGUGGGCUCCCCCCAGCAGAGGCUCUACUCUGUCAGCCCCUCCACCCAGCAGGGUUCACUUACACCCUGCCCCUCUACACACACCUACAGCUCCUACCUCUCCACCUCUCCAGGUAAACUCAUGCCCACCACACACAGCUUUGCCUCAGAUCCUAAAUAUGCUGCACCCAAAGUGAUCCAGUCACAGGGGAAGGACGCCGCCAACAAAGGCCCCUGCAUCCUGCCCAUCGUCCGCGAUGGGCGAAAAGUCAGCAACACCCACUACUACCUUCUGCCAGAGAGGCCCCCCUACCUUGACCGGUUCGACCGCUUCUUUAAGGAGGCAGAGAGCCUCCCCACCAGCGACGUCAGGCAGCCCAACAUGGCCACCGUCAGACCAAUGGUGGUUAACACUCAGACAGUCCAGGGACACACCCAGGGUCAGGGGCUCGUCCAGUCGGGCGAGCUGAAGGCUAAUUUCUCCUCCAACAAUAACAGCAGUCUGAGCGGGCCUCGGUCAGGGAUGAAGACAUCAGUUAGUCUCCCUCGUGUGUGCUCGGACGGGUUGACAGCGCCGGUGGGCACUGCUUCCUGCACCAGGGCAGACGGAGGAGGCAGCACGCUUGACAGAGUCAAAAUGGUGCAGGAGGCCGUUCACGGCGUGACGUUGGAGGAGUGCCAAGCCGCCCUCCAGAACCAUAACUGGAAUGUCCAGAAAGCUGUGCAUUAUCUAAAGGUGGAGCAGUUGUUCUGUUUGGGUCUGAGGAGCAGGUCUGAGUGUCUAAAGCUGCUGGAGAUGUGUGACUGGAACCUGGAGAAGGCCAGCACCCAGAUGUUGGAUAACAACGGAUCCACAACAAGACAAAGACGGUGACAGAGAUCCAGAGCUGCUGAGCUUUGAUUGGAAUUUCAUCCUCAGUAAAACAUCAUCAGGCAGCGAAUCCCCUCUCGACCCUUUCUGUGUGAUGUAUCACUCCUCACCUCCGAUCAGAAGACUUUUAUCCAAGGAUGGAAGACUUAAGCAAAACUUAAUAAACUUUAUUAUGGCCACAGAAGAAAAGAAAAAAAAAAGACUUUGGGUCAUAUUUUUGUGUAAAGGUUAUGAGAUUGUUGCACAUGAAGAAAUUAUAUCCCACCAUCCAGGACAAAACAAUGGAUCGGCCUGAAAAUGAGUCAACACAUCCCACCAGGGGCGCAGCCGACUCCAUCAGAUCCACAAUUUACACUGCUGCCCAACUGCAGCGAGAUCCAGUCACCUUUCCUUUCUCUUCCUUUCCUCAAGGCCACUAAAAAGCAAGUUUGAAAGUGAAUCUGAAGAGGUGAAAGUGAGAUGAGUAGCACAAAAUACACAGCAGCACUUUCUGAAAAGCUCCUCAUUGUGUGGAAGAAAAGUACACUUAAAAAUAGAAAAACUCACCCAGCGGCUUCACCAAAGGUCAGUGUCGACUGUUGGCAGCUGUAUCGUCAUUUACAGGAAAAUAUUUUGAAAACAGAACCUCUGACACAUCCAAGCACAAUAAAACCCAACAUUUAAACAGCUGCUGAGGCCUUAUUAUACAGGAGGUGGUAUUAUUGUUAGAGGGAGGAGGUGUUAGGUUUGUCUGCUGCUGAAAAUCUGUCAAGUACGACGAAAAUGUUCAGAGAAUCCAGCUGUGAGGGGAAAAAAAUCCCUAAAAGUCCCACAAUGUUGUUAAAUAUUUAAUUAAUGUGCUUUUAAUAGGGAAGCAUGUACAUGUUUGUAUUGAUAUUAAUAUAUAAUUUAAUAUAUUUUGGAGUCAAUCCUCUAAGAAGACGAGACUUCUUAUCGUAGGUUACUGUAUUUUUGAAUGAGUUUUCCCCUGUUACCACACGUCUAAAAAAAAAAAAAAAAGAAAAA
Melanotaenia boesemani (Boeseman's rainbowfish) is the source of this 5784-nucleotide messenger RNA. It is a transcript of the gene tnk2b, whose product is annotated as tyrosine kinase, non-receptor, 2b. Gene Ontology annotation, biological process: negative regulation of epidermal growth factor receptor signaling pathway; signal transduction; protein phosphorylation. Gene Ontology annotation, cellular component: extrinsic component of cytoplasmic side of plasma membrane. Bases 1201 to 4782 code for a protein of 1193 amino acids. The record is from RefSeq and is a predicted model, not a curated record. The transcript is spliced from 18 exons. Gene Ontology annotation, molecular function: protein binding; protein tyrosine kinase activity; ATP binding. Lineage: Eukaryota; Metazoa; Chordata; Actinopteri; Atheriniformes; Melanotaeniidae.